Molecule: messenger RNA, 810 nt
Organism: Wyeomyia smithii (pitcher-plant mosquito)
Lineage: Eukaryota; Metazoa; Arthropoda; Insecta; Diptera; Culicidae
Product: probable serine/threonine-protein kinase clkA
Exons: 1
Coding region: 1-810 (269 amino acids)
Source: RefSeq, a predicted model, not a curated record
AUGGCGGGAGGAAAUAAGAAAUUGAGCUUAGACGAGCUGCUGGACCUACUGGAGGAACGAGGGGAGGAAUGCGAACAACUCGCGGAUGUAGAAAACAGACUACGCUGUUUGGAUCUACUGGAGCAAGAGAAAGAGAGAGGCGGUAGGCGCUGGCAACCGAAUGGGACAGGUAGUAACACCCAAGGAGGAGGCCGGGAUGGUUUCAACGGAGCCGGGAGCUCGCAGAACAGGGGCAAUGAGCGACUUAGCAAUCGCCAGCGGCAGAUCAAUUAUACACGAAAUAACGAGGCCCAAGAUUACAGACAGCAGCCAGGUGGGAACAGUAGCAGCACCAACAACUACAAUUACAAUAACAAUCGUAACUACAGGGAAAACGCUAAUAGGGGAAACGAGCGACAACAAAAUAACGGGAACUACGGAAGCCAGUCUGGGGGCGGCUGGCCUAAUCAGGGUAGAAACCUUGACAGCAACCAAACCAACCAACAUAAUAAUAACGAUCGCUACCGAGGUUCACAGGGAGCGCGUUGGAACGGGUACAUACACCAAACCGAAUCACAAGAUUGGCGGGUUGCCGCUCGGAAUAACAACCAGCAAAGCAAUCGAAAUAGUUACUAUAAUGAUGGGUAUGACAACAAUCGAUAUAAUGACCGCCAGUAUCACCACCAUGAUGAUGGUUUUAAUUACGGCAGCAAUAGAGGAAGAUCUCCCGAGCGCGGAAAUUACAAUAAUAAUAAUGGUAGAUAUAAUGAUGCGUACGAUCGCCAAUCUCGAAGCCGAGGCUACGAGCGCUACCAACAAUCAAAAAACUAG